Molecule: messenger RNA, 483 nt
Organism: Impatiens glandulifera
Lineage: Eukaryota; Viridiplantae; Streptophyta; Magnoliopsida; Ericales; Balsaminaceae
Exons: 3
Coding region: 139-483 (114 amino acids)
Source: RefSeq, a predicted model, not a curated record
AACUUCCAAUUGCAAUGCUUGCUUGUGCUCGAAUUGGUGCGAUCAAUCUUCUUGUUUCUGUUUGUAUAUCAUAUAAUAUGAUUCUGGUUUUUCUUUUCUGUUACUUCAGGUUGUGUUUGCUGGAUUUCUCAAAGAAUAAUGGACUGCAAACCUCAAGUUCUGGUCAGGUGCAAUGCUGUUAUGAAGAAUGAAUCCAAAGUUAUUAAUCUCAAAGACAUAGUUGAUACUGCGAUUAAUGAAUCGACUCAAAAUGGAAUUACAGUUGAUACUUGUUUGGCACUUGAAAAACCAUUCAGCUAUGAAAAGGUGUACUGCAGAUUGUGGGUGGAUUACUGGUCACAGUUAUGCGACUUACAGGCUCUGCUUAAUGGAGCAACAGUUGUUAUAUAUGAAGGGCUUAUUAUCCCAGACAACUUGAUGACAGAUCUAAUCUUGUUUUCAUGGGCAGAGUUUCAGUCUUCCUGUUUACCUUUAGAUUCGUAG